Messenger RNA from Lodderomyces oxycetoniae, 507 nucleotides. RefSeq lists its product as uncharacterized. The coding region runs from base 1 to 507 and encodes 168 amino acids. The record is from RefSeq and is a predicted model, not a curated record. The transcript has a single exon. NCBI's taxonomy places the organism in Eukaryota, Fungi, Ascomycota, Pichiomycetes, Serinales, Debaryomycetaceae.
AUGUUACUCGUAACGAUGAAUUUGCAUCAUUUUAUGAGCCUCUUGCAGGACGACAUGUACUUGAAUGAAUCGCUACUUAGUGAAAAAGAAUUUGUAAUUACGUCGUUGCCUCCUCUCUACUUGGUGUCGAAGAUAUCAAAGGGGAAAUAUACUUCAUCUGAAGUGACGGCUGCAUUUAUUAAGAAAUAUCUAAUAAUUCAUAAUAUAGUGGCUCUUAGUCAACAAUUAGAACGACAUAUGACAGAAGCUUUAGCUAUGGCUAGGUUUUUAGAUUGCUACUAUGCAGACACUGGGAAUAAAGUUAUUGGACCAUUGCAUGGUCUUCCCAUAAGUGAAACUCAGUUGGAUACAGUUAAACAGUUGCUUGAUUUUGAAGGGGAUAUUUUGGGCAAUGUUAAAUUGAAUUUGUUCCAGUAUGAUUUGGAAAGCAAUGUAGAGGGUGCUGUCUCUCCAAGACUGAAACAUGCAUCAAUAUACCCUACUAUAUCUUUGCAAGCUAGAUGCUGA